AUUCUUCUGUGGAAUUAAACCUCUAGUCCAAAUCUCUCUCCUGAGUUCCAGACUUGUCUAUAUACCUGAACAUCUCCCCCAUGUCCCACAGCACUGGAAACUCAGCAACUCUAAAAUGGAAAUUUAGAUCUUCCUCUACCUCCUCCUAUAUUUCCUGUUAUAAUAAAUAGCACUACAAGCAUCAAGUCCGUUCAGUUGUUCAAGCUAGAAUCCUGGAUAUGAAGUACUUAAUGCUUUUCCCUAGGUCAUCCAAGCAAUUCAGCUACCUACAUAGAGCUCAGUCUGUUUCUUCUCUCCAUCUCCAUAUAUCAGGUCCUUAUAAUUUGCCUCAACUAUUGCAGUGGCUUCACAAUCUCCAGGCUCUUCUCCUUCUAAGCCUUCUUUCACUUUACCACCAGAAUGACUAAUCUAAAUUGGAAAUAUGCCUCCAUUCCAUGUUUAAUUUUUCAAUGGCUACAUAUGACCCACAAGACAAAAUCUAAUAUUCCUGAACAUGAUGAAACUCAAAGGCCUUUCAAGACCUCAUCUUCCACUAUUGAUGUCCACCCAAACCAAACUUUUUUUAGAUUUUAGUCAACCGUGGUCUUCCUCCUCUGUGUUCAGUAGCACAGUACAUACCUCCAUGGCAACAAGUGGUUCAUUUCUUCUAUUCCUCUAUUUUUCUUACUAGACUGAGCUCCUGGAGGGCAGGGGCUUUGUUUGAUUAAGCAAUAGAUUUUCAUUAACUGGCAUAGUGCUUGGCUUAUAGAAUAGGCAAAUCAACACUGUUUAUUUGGGGUCCUUUUACACUGCUGCUUAUUAGCUGAGCCAAAUUUGGCCUCUGUAAACAUUUCUGUUCCUUCAGUAUCACUAACAUAACUAACCUACGCCUCAUCACUGCUCCAAUUUAACAACUUCAAGUGGAAAGUAUAUUGAUUUGACAGUACCAAAAUGGGCAAAGUCUACUACCUAAAUCAGGCCUGCCUAAAUUCCUGAGUUCAUGGGCAAUAAAGUCCCAGUUCUCUGAAAUCCUGACUUAUAGCACAAGGAUGACUGAAGUUUUUGGUUGUUUUCAGGAUCUCUAUAGUGGAUUAAUUGGCCCACUGAUCGUUUGUCGAAGACAUUAUAUGAAAGUAUUUAAUCCCAUUAAAAAACUGGAAUUUUUCCUUCUGUUUUUCGUUUUUGAUGAGAAUGAAUCUUGGUACUUGGAUGAAAACAUCAAAACAUACUCUGAUCAUCCUGAGAAAGUAAACAAAGACAAUGAUGAAUUCAUAGAAAGCAAUAAAAUGCAUGCUAUUAAUGGAAGAAUGUUUGGGAACCUACAAGGCCUCAUAAUGCAUGCAGGAGAUGAAGUCAACUGGUAUCUGAUGGGAAUGGGCAAUGAAAUAGACUUGCACUCAGUACAUUUCCACGGCCACAGCUUCCAAUACAAGCACAGGGGCAUUUAUAGUUCCGAUGUCUUUGACAUUUUCCCCGGGACAUACCAAACCCUAGAAAUGUUUCCAAGAACACCUGGAAUCUGGUUACUCCACUGCCAUGUGACUGACCACAUUCAUGCUGGAAUGGAAACUACUUACACGGUUCUACCAAAUGAAGCUUCGCAGGCUCACAGGAGGAUAUGGAAUGUGAACUAUCCAUUUACAGUCGGCCUGAUUAUUUUAUUCCAAAUAUCUACCAAAGAACGGCUAGGAGAAUAAGGUUGGUCCCUUUCCUUCCUGCAAGUUUAAUAAUCAUCUUCAUCUGAAUAAUUUCCUGACAAUAAGAUAGCAAAUAUGAAAUAAAGUGAUAAUCUGCCACUCAUAGGGUCUCCCGACAUGAAAGAAAACACAGAUUAUUUCUAUAGUCAACCCUUGAUUAAUCAGGACAAUGGUCUAAGUAGGAAGGAGCAAGGCACAGGGAACCCAAACCACGAUUAAAAUGAAACUAGUCAAAACUAGGCACAAUAUGGAUUACUCAUAAACCUUUUUAGUUUUAUCCAUAUCAUCAAUAAGUUUAAAAAUAAGAAAUGACACACACAUAUAUUACUGAAUAAAAAAAUGGUCCGAAGGUUACUGCAGGUCUUUAAAACACUCAAUGCUGUCUAUUUCUUUGCAGAGUGUUCCACUUUUUCUUUUCUAUAUUGGAAAUGGACUCAUCUCUACCCCGCAGCACGUGCACUAUUUAUUCCCUCUCUGAUCUAGAUCUCCAACCCCUGGCUGACUUUGCAGGGCUAGAAUCCAGACUUCUCUUUCUUCUCUACCUAUACAAUCACAAGUGCGGCUCUCAGGCAAGGUGGUUGGCAAGGAGGUGGGUGGAGGGGACCAUGACAAUUUUGGCAAAGGGUAGGGCAUUUACUAGUUACUGUAUCACUUCAAAUAACAGGUUUUUGACAUGUAAAUAAUUUAUAGAUUGUUUUUAAUUCUUUCACAAAUACAUUAUUAAAGUGACGGAAGACAAGUGAUACAGACUCAUAUCAAAUGUAUGUGGUGGUGGUAGGGUGGGGGUAAAGGGGAGGCAUGCGAUUUUGAAAAAACUCUCCAGGUGAUUCUGAACCUAUUACUCUAGGUGAGAAUCAAAUGAGAUCUUGUUGUUUCUUGAGGGUUAUUUUUUUCUUAAUGAUUAAGACUAAUCUAGAAAAAAUGUAAUUAGGAAAAUGAUAGAAAAGUUUAGGCAGACCACAUUUCUAUCUUUUGACAGCAAAGAUUUCAGGAAAAAACCUACUCUUUUAAAAUAUUUAAAAAUGGAUUUUAAAAGAUCACUUAAAUAAUACUUUUUAAAGCGGUGAUUUCAAAUUUGCUUUGAAGCUUUAUCAGGUAAGAUUUAAUAGCACUUAUUACAAUUAUGAUUUUAAUAUGUGCCGAGUACAUAUGUUUUGGGAGAGCAAGGCUCUGCCUGCACUGUCCAAGGCUGCACAACAUAUUUACAGCACAUGCUCAAGGAAUAUUUGUGGAAUGAACAAAUCUCAGGCUCAGCAGCUUCUGUACCUUAAGGGCACUAGUGAUAAGAACCAACAAGAAUCUUCUCAGGCUUUCUAGGGGCUGUCUAAGCAGUAUGAUCUGUUGAGCUUCCCGCCCUGACCCCCAUCCCCAAUCUGACAUUUUGGUUUCUAUAAGCAAUAACCACACUUACACCUGUUCUUAGGGUAAAUCGAGAGGUACAAAUUCAAAAACCUAACGAGGCCAAACAGAUGGUGAAAAUGCAUGAAGGCAGCUGAGUACAGGAAAUGGACACCAGACAUUCUGUAUCUGAACCAGGAAGACAUCGCUAUGAGAACUGCUGCCAGCAGGACAGCAUGAGCACUGCUCAAGAAGGGGAGCCACUCAUUGCCUCCAACCCACAGGUCUCUGGCAAUGAGGGCCCAGGGUUACCAGUGCUGCUGAAAUUUUCAAGAGAAAUUUAAAACUCGGAAUUUUUAAUUUGAAAUCUCAAAUUUUUAUAUGUUGGCAGCUACACUAGGCAGAACACACAAAACAGACCGGGGGUUCUAUUUGGUCCUUGGGCCACUAAACUACAUUAAGAAAAAUCACAUCCACAUCCAGUGCAGCCUGAUCCACCAAAUCAAAUGUGGACUUUAUUUCUCAUUUCCAGUCAAAACACUGUCAUGGUCAGAAUUCCUACAGGAUGACCUAUAUUCUCCAAUCGACCUACUUAUUUUUAAAAAAAUCCUUUUCAGGAGCCAGAUAAACUGGCUACUUUGACCUAUUUCCUAUAAAAUAGACAGUAGUAGUUGGGUUAGACUAAAGGGCUAAAAUCUAUGAGUGAACACUAAAAAAACAAGAAUCAUGUCAAUAAAAACAACACUGAACAUUUUCCAUACUUGCAUUUCACAGCAUUUUUAAGCACAUCCUGAAAACUAGGCAAGACAGUCACGUGACUUGGUGAUGCUCAUUCAUUUACUGGUAAAGAACCCAGGCUUCCUAUAAGCAGUUUCAGGCAGAAGCAGAAAUUCUCUCCAGAGCUUGUUGGUAUGCCUAACUAUGGAUUUUGUCUCCCCAAAUUAUAUACUCCAGAUUAACAGGACACCUGAGGUCUUACCAAAUUUAUAUCCUACAUUAAAUUGUAACGUGCACAGUCAGAAGAAUAAGAAGCAUUUUU
Messenger RNA from Pteropus alecto (black flying fox), 4053 nucleotides. Its product is annotated as ceruloplasmin-like. Lineage: Eukaryota; Metazoa; Chordata; Mammalia; Chiroptera; Pteropodidae. Gene Ontology annotation, molecular function: oxidoreductase activity; copper ion binding. The transcript is spliced from 4 exons. The record is from RefSeq and is a predicted model, not a curated record. Bases 1029 to 1676 code for a protein of 215 amino acids.